UAUAUAAUAUUUUCGUAAAAAAAGAAAACAUCGCUUUUAGCUUCUCAACAGCAAUUUCUAAACCUAAAAUAUUCUCUUGUUUUCCCUAUUUGUUGGGUGAACGCCGACGAGCUCCUCCAUUUGUGCCUCUUCUCCGACCAAAAACCCAAGGGUAAACCACCCACUACAGAACGUUUUUAACUUAGGUCAACCUCUUCCUCUUUUCUUCUUCAUCAUAUUCAUUUGCUGCAGGUAUUUGUUAGGCCCAAAAAGGACUGAAAAGGAGAAUCCAAAAUUCAAAUUGACUACCAGGCCCUAAAACACACUGCUUUCUUCCUCUGCGAAGUGCUCCUCCUCUUUCUUACUGGCGCUAUCGAACUAACAUUCCCUGGCAGGUCAGCGGAUAAAUUGCUAAGGGGAACUGGUUAAUUUCUUUGGAAUGAGGACACAUGGUGUACACUGUCUAACGGAAGGGUAUAUAUGUAUCAUUUUCAAUAGUUCAGGGGUAGGAAUGACUCUCUCACUAGAGGACUUCCUCAUUCGUGCCCGAGUAUUAAAGCUGUACCGACAUGCUCUGAGAAUCUCAAGGAGAGCACCUUCUCAUGCUAGAGCUGAUUUGAGGCAGAUUAUAAGACGAGAGAUGGAGAAUAACAGGAAUUGCAAUGACAAGCAGAGAAUCCGGUUCUUGAUUAGUGAUGGAUUGGAAAGAGUGAAACGUUUGGAUGAGACGCUUGAUAUGCAAGGCCAUUGAUAUAACCAUAAUGUGUAUAUGGUAUAGCUUACAUCUUGCAGCACUACCAGUGUAAUCUUCUGUCAGAUUAAUCAGAGAUGUGCUGCAAACAUAGGCAGUUCGUGCGCUUUAGUUAUCUCUGCAUGGGUAUAUGCCAUGUUGUCGCCUGUUGGUGCUUAUUUUUGUCCAACUUACCUCCAGUUAUGCAAUGAUUAUGACUGAUCCUUUUUGAAACA
Molecule: messenger RNA, 945 nt
Organism: Capsicum annuum
Lineage: Eukaryota; Viridiplantae; Streptophyta; Magnoliopsida; Solanales; Solanaceae
Exons: 5
Coding region: 419-730 (103 amino acids)
Cellular component (GO): mitochondrion
Source: RefSeq, a predicted model, not a curated record